AUGGUGCUACUAUUUUUCCAUGAUAAAAUUAAGAUGGAAUCUGGUGAACAUUCUUCGGAUUUGAAACGAGAAAGCGUUAUGGAAGAAAACAUCAGUGACGAUGAUACUGAUAAUGUCGACGUUAACAUUGAAUCUAACGUGCCCAGAGUGACGAACUUUUCUAUCGAUGAAAUCCUAAAGCCAGACUUUGGUAUGAAAAAGACACUAGACAUCAAUAUGACGUCUGCAUUCUCUGCGUUUACACCUGUACGUCACCAGGAAAAGCUUUUACCGAGAUGUGCUUCCGCCUCAUCGUCAAUAUCCUCAUCGUCAUCAUCACCUCGUUCCUGCGGAAGUGUUCCCUCCUCGCCGGAGAGUUCCGGCCACACCCCUAAAUCCCCGGACAGCGAGUCCCGUCCAGCUCUGUGGCCCGCCUGGGUAUACUGUACUCGAUACUCUGACAGACCGUCUUCAGGACCAAGAUCGAGAAAAAUUCGGAAGACCAAGGAAAAGACGGUAGAUGAAAAGAGACCCCGAACGGCCUUUACGAACGACCAAUUACAACGACUGAAGCGCGAAUUUGAAGAAUGCCGGUAUCUGACGGAGCAGAGACGAAUGGACCUCGCGCAGGAGCUCAACUUGACAGAAGCUCAAAUUAAAAUUUGGUUUCAAAAUAAGCGUGCUAAGAUAAAGAAAUCAACGGCGCCCAGGAACACCCUCGCUCUCAGUCUAAUGGCACAAGGGCUCUAUAACCACUCAACAAUCUCCAUCAAAGAUGAAGAAACGUAA
Molecule: messenger RNA, 768 nt
Organism: Ylistrum balloti
Lineage: Eukaryota; Metazoa; Mollusca; Bivalvia; Pectinida; Pectinidae
Product: homeobox protein engrailed-1-B-like
Exons: 2
Coding region: 1-768 (255 amino acids)
Biological process (GO): regulation of transcription by RNA polymerase II; multicellular organism development; neuron differentiation
Cellular component (GO): nucleus
Molecular function (GO): RNA polymerase II cis-regulatory region sequence-specific DNA binding; DNA-binding transcription factor activity, RNA polymerase II-specific
Source: RefSeq, a predicted model, not a curated record